CAAACCUCCGGCUUGUCUUCUUAAAUAAAGGGGCCCAGUCAGUCUUACAGAGUGUCACUCUGCUGUAAGAGCUCUCCUCAGACUCAUCUUACAGCUCUCAUCAUGGCGACCAAAAUGGUUAUCCAGCAGCCCAAGGCACUUGUGGUGUCAGCUGCUUCGGACCAGUGGACCACCAGCAUCUGCGAGUGUGAAAACGUUAAUGAAUGCUGUUUCUCUGUGUGGUGCUUCCCGUGCUACGCCUGCAUCACAGCUCGGGACCACGGCGAGUGUCUGUGUCUGCCUCUGCUGGACUCCUGCGGCUUUAUCCCCCCAGUCACGCUCUCCAUGAGGGUGUCUAUGCGCAAGCGCUACGGCAUUACGGACACCAUCUGCAAUGACUGCGUGUACUCCUUCUUCUGCGGCCCAUGCAGUUGGUGCCAAAUCAGGCGUGAGAUGAAGGCCAGACUUCAUCCGGUUACAUUUUUCAACAACAGGCCAACUGGCUAAACACUGGCUGAGCAAAGGCUUGAAUCACCCUCAUCACCACCACCAUUACCCUCCUCAUCAUCAUCAUCACAUUUACCCUGGCAUCAUAACCAUCACCAGCAGCACAACUGAAAAGCACGUCUCUACCUGACAUUAACUUCUCCUCCUACUCCUGAUUGCACAUGUGUCUGGAUGAAAUCUGAAGUCUGGAUCAUCCCUCAUUCACACUCUCACUGAUCUGAAGGCCGUUUCCAGUUCGACCGGGCAGUAGCACUGGCUAAUCGCUUGUUUGGGGUGCGGAACUCUGCUCAUGUAUGAAGACUGGAGCCUCCUGAUCAGAUAACAUGUAUAUUCCUAAAAAUGAAGAUGUCAAAACGGGUUCUGGGCAGCACUAUUAACCCUUGUGUGGUGUUCAUCAAAUGAUACUAAAAAAAUAUUUUUUCUAACUCAAA
Molecule: messenger RNA, 917 nt
Organism: Astyanax mexicanus (Mexican tetra)
Lineage: Eukaryota; Metazoa; Chordata; Actinopteri; Characiformes; Acestrorhamphidae
Product: cornifelin homolog B
Exons: 4
Coding region: 103-486 (127 amino acids)
Source: RefSeq, a predicted model, not a curated record